Oryzias melastigma (Indian medaka) is the source of this 618-nucleotide messenger RNA. It is a transcript of the gene hoxc8a, whose product is annotated as homeobox C8a. The transcript has 2 exons. The record is from RefSeq and is a predicted model, not a curated record. Gene Ontology annotation, molecular function: RNA polymerase II transcription regulatory region sequence-specific DNA binding; DNA-binding transcription factor activity, RNA polymerase II-specific. NCBI's taxonomy places the organism in Eukaryota, Metazoa, Chordata, Actinopteri, Beloniformes, Adrianichthyidae. Gene Ontology annotation, cellular component: nucleus. The coding region runs from base 1 to 618 and encodes 205 amino acids. Gene Ontology annotation, biological process: regulation of transcription by RNA polymerase II.
AUGAGCUCCUAUUUUGUUAACCCUCUUUUUUCUAAGUACAAAGGCAGCGAGUCACUGGAGCCAACUUACUACGACUGCAGGUUUCCACAGAGCGUUGCCCGCAGCCACACGCUGGUUUACGGACCCGGAGCAGCAGCACCGGGCUUCCAGCACCCGUCCCAUCAUGUGCAGGACUUUUUUCACCACGGGACCACGGGGAUCUCCAACCCCGGAUACCAGCAAAACCCCUGCGCGCUGGCUUGCCACGGAGAUGCAACGAAAUUUUAUGGAUAUGAAGCGCUUCCGAGGCAAACGCUGUAUGCCCCAGGCAGACGGAACGGGAGGCAAACCUACAGUCGCUACCAAACUCUCGAACUGGAGAAGGAGUUUCUCUUCAACCCUUACCUGACCCGCAAGAGAAGGAUCGAGGUGUCCCACGCCCUCAGUCUCACCGAGCGGCAAGUCAAGAUCUGGUUUCAGAACAGAAGGAUGAAGUGGAAAAAAGAGAACAACAAAGACAAGUUUCCGGGUCAGAGAGGAGAGGCUGAGGCAGAAGCCGAGGAAGAGGGCAACGAGGACGGUGAAGGGGAAGAAGCGGAGGAGAAAGAAGCGGAAGAGAAAGAGGAGAGCAAGGAGUGA